Striga hermonthica is the source of this 1197-nucleotide messenger RNA. Lineage: Eukaryota; Viridiplantae; Streptophyta; Magnoliopsida; Lamiales; Orobanchaceae. The record is from the annotation of a GenBank genome assembly.
AUGGAAGGCGAAUCGGAAGGCAAUAAAGUGCUCGAUAAUGGAAAACUCAUAUCGAGAGGAGAUAAAGGCGCGCUCAUUCGUCUUCAAGGUUCGUCUAAAUAUGUUUCUAUGUUCUCACAGCAAGGCAAAAAAGGCCUCAACCAAGAUGCCAUGACAGUUUGGGAGAGCUUCUUAGGUGAUAGAGAGACAUUCUUGUGUGGUGUGUUUGAUGGACACGGGCCCUCGGGCCACAUGGUUGCACAAUACAUUCGUGACAUUUUGCCAAAAAAAAUUUCAUCUUUAUGUAAAAGAUGGGACAUUGAGGAAAGAAAUCGUGAGACUGAGAUCAGUCCGGAGAUUAAUAAGAAUCAAUUGUUUCAAUCAUGGAAAUCAAGAAUGAUAAAAUGCUUCCACGAGAUGGAUGAUGAACUCGAGGCUAAUGCUUCGAUUGAAAGCUACUGUAGCGGCACAACAUCUGUUAUCGUGCUUAAGAAGGGUGAACACCUGAUCAUUGCAAAUUUGGGGGACUCGCGUGCUAUCCUCUGCAAAAGGGAUGAAAAUAAUCACCUUGUUUCAAAGCAGCUCACAGUUGAUCUCAAACCAAAUCUCCCAGGUUAUGAAAUGGAGCGAAUAAAAAGUUGUGAAGGUCGAGUUUUGGCUAUGGAAGAAGAGCCGAAAGUGUACAGAAUUUGGAUGCCAGACCAAGAUUGCCCUGGACUUGCCAUGGCAAGAGCUUUUGGAGACUUUUGCUUGAAAGACUUUGGUCUCAUCUCAACUCCUGAUGUAACUUAUAGAAAGCUCACUGAGAGCGAUGAAUUCAUAGUCUUAGCAACCGAUGGGAUAUGGGACGUGCUGUCAAACGACGAAGUCGUAAAAAUUGUGGCCGCGGCAAGAAAACGAUCAAUGGCAGCAAAGCUUCUUGUCGACGAGGCCGCGAGGGCUUGGAGGCACAGAUUCCCGUGCGCCAAGACUGACGACUGUGCCGUUAUCUGCCUUUUCUUCAAGCGCCAACGACCACUCCUUACAAAAUCCUAUUCAGAAGUGUCCCACCUAAGCCAAUCAGAACUACGUGGCGGUGGGGCCCACAGCCACGCGGGAACAGACGAUGGCCUCGACACGGUCUUGAAUUGGGACGACGGUCAGAAGUCAUCGCAUUAUUACAGCCGUCGUCUCAAGAAGAGAAGGUUGGUCGCCAAGCUAGAGACAGUUGGAGAGUGA